Molecule: messenger RNA, 5727 nt
Organism: Ictalurus punctatus (channel catfish)
Lineage: Eukaryota; Metazoa; Chordata; Actinopteri; Siluriformes; Ictaluridae
Gene: ngfra
Product: nerve growth factor receptor a (TNFR superfamily, member 16)
Exons: 6
Coding region: 402-1445 (347 amino acids)
Biological process (GO): Rho protein signal transduction
Cellular component (GO): plasma membrane; cell surface
Molecular function (GO): coreceptor activity; death receptor activity; nerve growth factor binding
Source: RefSeq, a predicted model, not a curated record
CUCUCAGCUCCGCAGUGCACUGGCGGACAGCACAGCACGGGACAGGACACACUCGAACACACUCAAACACGCACACACAUACACAGACACACACACACACACACAAAGCAGUGCGCGGGACAGUAGACGGGAUCGACACACACACACACACACACACACACACACACACACACACACACACACACACACACACACACGUAAACACAAACACGGCACGGGAGCGCGCACGGGCGCGCACAGAAGGAGGAGAGCACUCCGGUGCUGAAGUCCCACGCACUGAGCUCGCCUCGUCUUCCACACGGGACUUACUAUGAGCUGCUCACGCCUCGGUGACCGUUAGCUGCUGCGCAUUCAGAGAGGAACGAGGCAGGAAAGCCUUUCAGCCUUACAGCCUUUCAGCCAUGGACACUUUAGCGUGGAUGGUGUUUUGCGCGGCGGUGGCAGUAGCGUGUGGCUCUACAUUAGAAUUUCCCCAGGAAGACGUAUGUGCUUCUGGUCACUACACCAGCGGUGGUGAAUGCUGCAUAGAGUGUCCACCGGGGGAGGGUGUAAUCACCCCGUGUGGAGAUACUCAAACCGAGUGUGGCCAGUGCCUUGACAGUGAGACGUACUCGGACAAAUACAGUUACACGGACAAGUGUCAGACCUGUACAGAGUGCACCGGGCUCAUGCGCAUGGAAACGCCAUGCACUGACUCAAACGAUGCUGCGUGUGUGUGUGAUUAUGGCUACUACAUGAGUGACGUGACGGGUGGCUGCGAGCCGUGCACAGUGUGUCCACGUGGUCAUGGGGUCUACGUGCGCUGUGAGCCUGACCGUGACACGAUAUGUGAGCCGUGUGAGGAUGACACCUACUCAGACCAGGAGAGCUCGCUGGAUCCCUGCUUACCCUGCACCGUCUGCAACGAUGGCUCAGAAGAAUUAGAAACACUGAGGGACUGCUCGCCCAUAGCCGAUGCCUUGUGUUAUGAUCCGCUGGCUCCCACCAUGGCAUCUCCCAGCACUCCUCCUGAGUUGCCGUGGUACGAGCUCAGAAGCCCCGGCCCGGAUGUGGAGAGCACCACGGCUAAGCCAAGCUCACCACGCUUCAUUGGUGGGGGUCUCAAUGAGAAUCUCAUCCCCAUCUACUGCUCCACCCUGGCAGCCGUGCUCAUUGGCCUGCUCGCGUACAUCGUCUUCAAAAGAUGGAACAGCUGCAAGCAGAACAAACAGGCGGCCAACAACCGAGCGGCCACGGCCAAUCAGACAUCUCCGUCUCCGGAAGGAGAGAAGCUCCACAGUGACAGUGGCAUCUCUGUGGACAGCCAGAGCCUUCAGGAGCAGCAGCAGCUGCAGACACAGGCCGAGGCUCACACACAAACCCAAACUCAGCUCCACGUGCCUGAACAGAUCGUGGUAAGGGUGGAUGGAGGGGCUCAGUCGGGCUCUCCGCCAUCACAGGCAUGAAGGGAGCUUCUGAAGGAGGUGACACCAUCAAGCAGAUGAAGGAAAAGAAGUUCCAGUGAGAGCAAAGUGGUGGGAAGAGAGAGGAGGAAAGUGGCAUGCUGUUCUGGUGGUCAUUAGCUAACUGUGACCAUCAGCUCCUAAUAAACCCAGUAUGGACAUUUCCCCGGUGCACUGGGUCCUGUGAGCUUGGAGAUCAGAUGUUUUGGGCCACAAUCUUCACUUCUACAGAAAUGCCAUCAUAUUAUCCACAUGCCCCAAGGUCAACACUUUACAGGCUGAAACCCAGUUCAGAUCAUACCAGCAGCUGUCAUCUGUAAUGACACUUUGAUCUAAAUUGGGCUUCAUAUAGCACUGAUAUCUAACAAAACAGCUCAUUUAACACCAUCACCCAAAUCUAAAUGGCCUUAUAGCAUUCCUCAGUGUAUUUUCAAUGAUGUAUAUGCCAAAAUAUAUGUAUGUAAACCAUGCAUUUGUUCCCCUAACAAACUAAUCCAUACAGUAAGGUAGUCAACUCAAACCAACUGAAGAUCACCAACCCAAGUAAAGCCACUUCAUGUUUUGAAGACACUCUUAGAGCUAAGAAAGCAGGUCUGUUUUUCAGACUGAUUGCAGCCGUUGCCUCCUGCUCCUGAUGAUCUGAUCCCACCAAACUUUCAGAUGAAUAAGAGAUCUAAAUCCGGACCUAUGACCCAUAUAGGCCGUAUAUGGACUCCACAAGAAUGCCUCAAUCGCACUAACCUCCUUUGUUUGGUUUUUGAGUCUUUAUUCUUAAUAUUCUUUAUAUUCUUGACCCCUGGCAAGAAAAAAGCAUGUCUUUGAGGUGUUGGUCAGAUUCCUUCCUUCAAAGUAGUGUAUAGAGAUGUGAAAGGUUGCCCUUUAAAGUCCAGGCCUGUUAGUGGUGCUGUUUUCACCCCUAAUGGUGGUUUGUGAAGUGAAGCUAAUUCUGCAUCAGUGAGUGUAGGCGACAUCUUGAAAAGGUGACAUUUACUGACCUUUACGUUUGUAAUGACUCACAUCUAUACUUAGCACUCUCUCUCUCUCUCUCUCUCUCUCUCUCUCUCUCUCUCUCUCUCUCUCUCUCUCUAAGCAGCUAUCUUUUUCUGACAUACCCACAUACAAUCUUCAUUUCCUCCACACAUACAUACUGUAAGUGCAUUGUAUUCCCUCCGCUAUUACCUCACUUCCACCCAGGUUUAUGUUACAAUGCUGAGUUGUAUGGUUCUCGUUUCACUAAGAGCAAACUAUAGCGGGCCAGUUGGAUGCAAUCCUGCAAUUCUGCACAUCAGAGGGAGUCGGCUUAAUACAUCACUGUUGUAAUUCCCAGGCUCAAUAUUCAGUGAUUCAUCUUCAGACUUCUGUUCGCCAUUUACCUCUCUCAAUUUCACCCCAUGGCUGACUAAAUCAGCUUUGAGAACCGUGGGUAAAUGAUUCAUGCCGUGGUUGGUGAGUAGGCUACAUGUGGUAAACUGGGGUCCAUUAGAUGCUCUAAUGUGGUUGCGCUCCAUAGCCAGCUCAGCAUCAUUGGACUGUGAGUGGUUAUGACUGGCUGUAAGUGCUGUAUCACUGUGCUGGUGGUAAUGCCGUUAAAAAAAAAUUACUUCAAACCAGCACCCUUAAAGGUUCUUCAGGUUCUUUGUCCCUUUUGGGUUCCCCUCAAAUGUUCUAUGUAGAACCCUGCAACAGAAGCUUUCUACAUUAGGUUUUAUUUAGAACCCUGUCUACAUAGUGUUUUCCUAUCAGACAAAUUCCAAUCAGACUAACUGUCUAAUUGGUGGACUGAUUAUAAGUAAAAACUACUAGGCAAUCACAGCAAUGAAAGUGAGCAGACUAUUUUGCUUACUCUUCUUCUUCAAGUGUACUGAUGAAUUGCUGGUUCAUGUUUCAGUUGUAUAGUGCCACCUUGUGUGUGGAUGUCCAAAACAGCUAAUUUAAUUUCAUGUGAACUCUAACAAUAGUUUAGCAGUCUGUGAGUGGGUGAGUGAAUAAAAAUGUCUACACAUACUAUCAAAUUGCUUCAAGUUGACCUGGGGGUGCACCAAUAACAUACAGGAAAGGAAGAGUUCUCAUCAAGAAUGAGCGGUGUGAAAGUGGGCAAACACUCACAACUCACAUACCAUCCACACACCACAACAGAACAACCAAAACCAACCAAUUUUACCCCCCCCCCCCUCCCCCAGGAUUACAUCCUUCCUCCAUUACCCUAAUGAGCGGUAGCGGCAUAGACAUGCAUUGAGCACAUCAACACACAAACACACACACACACACAUAUAUAGUUUUACUGUGUCUACUGCAUGGCUUUGUAGUUUACUCCACAGUCCAGAAUGGGAGCUUGUAAUCUAACGCAUCACUCUCAGGUCACUGGGCACAAACUGAGGAAUGGCGGUGGGAUUCAAACUGCAAUAAAUAACCACUGUAGUAUUGAUCAAACUUUGUUUAAUGAGCACAGUAUUGACACUUUUUUCUAUUUUACUCAGGCUUAUCUAAUGUAAAUAGCUGACAUUAAAAGUACUGCAUACUGAUUCGACUGUACAUUUACUUAUUUCUGUAGCAUUGGGCUUGGAGCAACUGAAAGAUGCCUUCAUGGUCGGAUGUUAGUUGGACAGAACCUGGUGUGUACCAUUGCCUUAUAGCUUUACUCCUUUGUUUUGCUUCAUUUGGCUAAUACGAGCUUUGGCUUUGCGUGAUAAGCUGAAGUCGGUGUUCACCUCCUGUCUGGCAGAGCAAUAGAGAAUGUGUUGUUGCGCAUUAUAGUUCAGAGCCGUCCUCCUCACUCAGCUGGGUGCUUUCCAUUAAAUCAUUCUAUGGAGCGUAUCAUUGGCCUCUGCAGCUAGCCUCUGUGUUGGAGUUUAAUGCGUUUUUAUGGCUCCAUUGCCUCACGCGUGGAGCUCUACUGCACAGUUUUGCUGAAAGCACUCACAGGUGAAAAAGAAAGACAAGUCGCUUUAUUGUUUUUUCCCCUCUUGAUUGAUUUUUCUGUGAACACAUAAGGCAACAGAGGACAGCUGUCAUCUUUGCAUGAACAGAGAAAUGAAAGAGAAGCUCUAAUUUUCCCAGGACAUGAUGUUCCUUCAGUUUAGUCUCCAGAGUACUGAUAUUUUCAUACCAUUAAAAAGGAAUACAAGUGAUUAAGUGGAUAAGAAAGUGUUCCUAGAAUCAUAGUACAGUGAAUAGAAGCUAACAUGGAUUUUCCACUAUGAAUUGCUCCAAGUGUACAAUGAAGCACUUCUAUAUUCAGCAUCUCAGCGUACAGUCUUCACUCAAUAACCAGCUUUUACUUCCAUUUAUCACCCAAGGAUGAGUAUAGAAUGUACACAAGCCUAGUGAUUAAUAUUCAUAUGCAAAAUGUGUUGCGCUAGCUAACUUUGUCCUAUCCUGUGUUUGGUUCUAUUUUUAUCCAGUCCUGUUCUUUUAUAGCAAACAUGGUUUCGUUUCUUGAUAGAAUUACCUUUUCAGAGCAGAAUUUUAUAAAGACAGUUUACUUUUGUAGCACUUAAACUGAUUGAAUUAGUACACUCAAAGAGUAUCCAGCACCAUAAAGUGCCUGUGGACUACGUCAGGUGUCUUUGAGCUACAUUCAUAAAGUUCAAUUUUGCAUCGCUUUGCUCUACUUUUUAUUUUUUUUUCCUUUAUGUCUGGUCUGUAUAAAAUGUAAGUUGUAUGUAUGCUUUCUACAUUUAAAUGGGUCUUUAGUCAAGAGAAGAUGGUCAUGAAGGUUAAAGAACAUUACAUCAUUAUCCAAAUAAAUUUAAUCCGGGUUAUAGUUUAACAGAAGUGGGCUUGAACAUUCACAAGCUACACAUGCUAUAUAUUCUUAGUAUCAUGAAGUAAAAUGCAGAACCUAUCAUCUACUGUCACGUUUCUGUGUUAUUAUUAUAUCAUUCUAUGCAUUUACAGAAUAAUACAACAGUGAUUUAACAAAGAAAUCUUGACUAUGGGUACUGCAUAUCAAAUCAGUGGCAAGUGACAAUACUUGAUGUGAGUUUGUGUUCGGAAAGCCAAAUCUAUGGACACAUCCCUUGAAACCCUGCUUUAGAUGGACACAGAGACACUCUUAAGAGGCAAGAUGCUUAGAUGAAGAUGUCAAGGGUGAUUCUCAAGGGGGAAGCCACUCUAUUAGUCUCUGCUCCCUUAAUGGGGAUGAAUGUUAAUUGUACUUAGCCCAUAUUCUCCAAUGCAUUGUGUAAAUGUGACAAAUUUCACAUAGUUGUUAUGACAGUACACUUAUGUAAAUGACAAAGGAAACAAAUUAGUUAUGUAAUAGAAUAAAACCAAAUAUGAUUGC